AUGUCCGGAAUAAAGAUUGAGGAGGUCAUUUCUACCACGAAAAGGCAGCGUGUGGCGGCUCACAGCCAUGUGAAAGGGUUGGGCUUGGAUUCAGAGGGUUCAGCCAAACCCACCGCAGAUGGAUUUGUGGGGCAACUGAAGGCUCGUGAGGCCGCCGGUAUUAUUGUGGAACUCACAAGAAGCAAAAAAAUGGCUGGGCGUGCACUUCUCUUUGCUGGCCCUCCUGGAACAGGCAAGACGGCGUUGGCACUUGGUAUUGCAAAGGAGUUGGGGUUAAAGGUCCCUUUUUGCCCCAUGGUUGGCAGCGAAGUGUACAGUGCUGAAAUAAAGAAGACAGAGGUGCUGAUGGAAAACUUUCGCCGAGCAAUUGGGCUUCGUAUUAAAGAGCAAAAAGAGGUUUAUGAGGGUGAAGUCACAGAAUUGCGGGCUGAAGAGACGGAUAAUCCAUUGGGAGGGUAUGGCAAAUCGAUUGCUCACGUUAUUAUGACUCUCAAGUCUGUCAAGGGUUCGAAGCAACUUAAGUUAGAUGCUGCCAUCUAUGAAAGCUUGGAGAAGGAAAAGGUAUCUGUUGGUGACGUUAUUUACAUUGAGGCCAGUACUGGGGCUGUAAAGCGUGUUGGACGCUCAGACGCGUACAUUGGUGAUCAUGACCUGGAAGCGGAUGAGUACGUGCCAUUACCGAAAGGCGAUGUUCACAAGAAGAAGGAGAUCAUUCAAGAUGUGACUCUGCAUGAUCUUGAUUCUGCCAAUGCUAAACCAAACCAAGGUCAAGAUGCUCUCUCUAUUGUUAACAGUCUAAUGAAACAGAAAAAGACAGAGAUUACAGAGAAGCUACGACACGAGAUCAACAAGGUUGUGAACAAGUACAUUGAUCAAGGUGUAGCUGAAUUGGUUCCAGGUGUCUUGUUUAUUGAUGAAGUACACAUGUUGGAUAUUGAAUGUUUUACCUUCCUGAAUAAGGCACUAGAAUCAACACUGGCUCCUGUGGUAAUUUUUGCUACCAACAGAGGCAGCUGUCGUAUCCGAGGAACAGACAUUCGAUCUCCACAUGGUAUUCCCACCGAUUUGCUUGAUCGUCUGCUUAUUGUGCGUACUUCAAAUUACACCAUUGAUGAAAUUGUUUCUAUUGUUGACAUUCGUGCCCAGGUGGAGGGGGUAAAAGUGUCAGAUGCUUCAUUAGAGCUGCUCGGAGAAAUUGGAGAACGCACCUCCCUGCGGUAUGUGGUACAACUGCUCACUCCAGCGCUUAUUAUUGCUGAGACAAAUGGCCGCAACGUAAUUGAAGUGGAAGAUGUGGUUUUGGUGGAUGGGUUGUUUAAGGACGCUAAGGCUUCAGCGCAACUUCUCCAUGAGCACGCCGAUGACUACGUGUAUCAGUAG
Messenger RNA from Trypanosoma rangeli, 1380 nucleotides. Its product is annotated as ruvB-like 1. Bases 1 to 1380 code for a protein of 459 amino acids. Gene Ontology annotation, molecular function: DNA helicase activity; ATP binding; ATP hydrolysis activity. Gene Ontology annotation, cellular component: Swr1 complex; NuA4 histone acetyltransferase complex; R2TP complex. Gene Ontology annotation, biological process: regulation of transcription by RNA polymerase II; box C/D snoRNP assembly; chromatin remodeling. The record is from RefSeq and is a predicted model, not a curated record. NCBI's taxonomy places the organism in Eukaryota, Euglenozoa, Kinetoplastea, Trypanosomatida, Trypanosomatidae. The transcript has a single exon.